GCCAUUUAUAUUUCAUUUCCGAACAAGAUUAUAUACAGUAUCUAUUGCAUGAUCUAAAUAUUCCUCUUUGAUCGUCCAAGACAAGUCCACUCCACUGCUCCAUUCGAACCCGGAAUCUAAGGUAAUAGAUCUAGAUCUCAAUACUACCAGGUCUAAGCAAGGGAUUAAAUCAUCGAAAUGUCCAAAAGGUGAAGAGCUAGUCUUCUCGUAUACCAAGCCAUCAUUCCACAAUUUAGUUAAUAGAAUCGAAUGUCUUUGCGAUUUCGGACCGACCGUAAGUAAAACCAGUUAAGUAUACCAGAAUGACAUAGGCUUGACGUCAUUGACUACAUCCACAAAUAUAGAAAGAGGAAGAAAGAUCCUGAAGAAGGAGAUCACGCGACAUGUAAGAUUCCGAGAAUAGGAACUCCUGUGUCUUCAUUCAGAUCGCGUUUGUUGUGUCGUACUACCAUGAAGGAAUACACGGCGGAGGAAUGGCUGCCCUCCGCCUCGGGGCUGGGCGAGAGUCCUUUAUAUCGUCAGGAAGACGACACGUUCUUCUUCGCCGACAUCAAGAACUGCCUCGUGCACUGCGUUCCACUAUCCCGCGGCUGGGCGGGCAGAUACACGGUCCACUUGGACGAGCCCAUCACACGGCUUGAGAUCGUCGAGGGACGCCUGGAUAUCCUGGCCGUACAGACGCGUCUCGGCUUCGCGCUGCUUAAUUCUACUAGCGGCGCUAUACAGCAGAUCGCCGUGAUCAGACACGAGGAAGACGCGAGUCUGAAGGACAAGGUGCGCAUGAAUGACGGUGGCAUCGACGCUCGCGGACGCUGGUGGGCUGGCAGCAUGGCUUUAGACGAAGAGGCUGCAAUUGGCCGGCUAUGGCGUCUUGAUGGGGGGAACGUGAAGGACAUGUCGGCGGGGAACGAAGAUGAAAGGGCUGCCGUCAUUAAUGGGCCUGUCUGGUCGCCUGAUGGUAAAAUUAUGUACACGUGUAAUACACCGGAAGGCAAGAUUUACCAGUCUAAAUACGACGUCGAGAACGGCACGACGAACAACAAGCGACUAUUCGCACAUCUUGAGGAUGGCGGGAUGCCAGACGGAUUAGCAGUAGACUCGGAAGGUCAUAUAUGGGCCGCCGCGAACUCGCAGGGCAAACUUGUGAGGAUUUCACCCCAGGGUGAAGUAGUCGCUACAUGCGUCGUUCCUGGCGCCAAGAUGACCUCGUGUCCAGCAUUUGGCGGAAAGGAUAUGAAGACGUUAUUCAUUACGUCGAUUUCGGCGGAUGGGUCAACUGGCAAUGUGUACCGCGCUAGAGUGGAUAUUCCAGGUAUUCCUAGAAAUGAAUUCAAGCUAUGAGCAUUGCCAUGUUUUUGAUUGUAUACCAUCCCGUGUGCUAUACUCGCCAGGUCGAGAAAACCAAUGAUAGUGUUUGAGUUGGUAUUUAUCUGAUUAUUUCAAACGCGCAGUGUUAAU
This is a messenger RNA of Xylaria bambusicola, 1458 nucleotides long. RefSeq lists its product as uncharacterized. Gene Ontology annotation, biological process: L-ascorbic acid biosynthetic process. The record is from RefSeq and is a predicted model, not a curated record. NCBI's taxonomy places the organism in Eukaryota, Fungi, Ascomycota, Sordariomycetes, Xylariales, Xylariaceae. The coding region runs from base 451 to 1341 and encodes 296 amino acids. Gene Ontology annotation, molecular function: calcium ion binding; gluconolactonase activity. The transcript is spliced from 2 exons.